UAGUCUAUCCGCGAUCUUCCUAGAGGAAGUUGGUUCCUUAUAGUUGAGUUGAACAUUCAAUUCAUAUUAUCAUAUUAUCAAAGUAGUCAUAUUCUUGAUCGACCAUAGUAAAAAAGAUUUUCAAUAAUCCGAGUGUAAAGUUUACCCUAAAGUAUGCAGUACGGAAAUAUUUCGUCGUGGAUAUGGUUAUCCCUUUUAUCAUUAACAGCGAUUUAUGUGUCGACCCAAGCGACCACGCUAGACCCAAUGACCAUGAGAAAGGUACUUCCGGCGUACGCGAUUUUGGAAAAUGCUGAUUUUCUAAAUUCCAGUAGAUGUCGGACGGAGAUUGAUCAAUUUCGUAAUGCUGUUGACAACCAGAUACUUUGGGGUCUAAGAGCGUUGGACACCAGCGGAGUGCCACCCGGGGGAUUUCUGAACGGGCACAAUUAUUGGUUAGGAGAUCGUCCAGCUUGCACCGGCCUCUCCCAAAAUCUCACGCUGUUUGUCGCGGAGAAGAAACGAAAGAACAAUACGAUAUACCGCAAUCCGGACGAGGAGCAUCCACCUUUUAAGUUUCAUUUUUUUAUUGGACGCAUGCAGCACAAUAGCACUAUGCAAUAUCACCAAGAAUUGCCAUACGACGAUUUGGUGACACUUGGACUUUGUCUACCGGCUUCCUGCACCAAACACGAUGUAGCUACAAUGCUAGAUAAAGUCAUCCAUAAUGAAACUCUUUUCAUUGGAAAACUUUUUGCCAUAAACUUCAGACUCCUCGAAGUCACUGAUUUGGUGAAUGAUUAUCAAUGGCUUCUCUCUUUAAAGAUAAUCUCCAUCAUAGGCGUUUUGGUGUUGUUGUGUACUAUCGUUAUAGGGGCCACGGUAUACGAUAUUUCCGCCCGUCGAAACCGUGUAAACAGCGAAAAGGAAAUCGUUGCGCUUAAAAAUGGAAAUACGAAGGAAUUGGAGGACGUGAGAAAAGUAAAAUGCAAAGCCAGUGACGAUGAAUCGGCACUCUUAGAAUCAAGGCAACAAAAUCACAUGAAUCAAUAUCUGCUCUGUUUUUCGCUGCUCAGAAAUGCACGGUCACUAUUUAAAAUACAAGAGGGUACAGAGACUUUGCGUGUAUUCUACGGUAUGAGAGUGUUGGGAAUGCUAUGGAUUAUUCUCGGGCAUUUGCUCAUGUUCGGGUUUCAUGUUAUGGCUAACAAAUCGCUUUACUACAUGAUGGGCGGUGAAUUACUCAUGAAAAUCAUAAAUAAUCCGACGUUUCCGGUGGACACGUUUUUCUUUAUGAGUGGUUUUCUGUCGUCUUAUAUUUUUCUCAAGGAACAACAAAAAAUGAAGGGAACACUGUCUAUAACAGAAAAGACGAAAAUGUUCUUUCAAAUAAUCAUCAAACGAUAUAUGAGGCUUACACCUGCAUAUUUCGUCGUUAUACUGAUAGCGAUAUUAAAUUUCACCUGGCACGAUCAUGUCUCAGCACUUCUCCCCUUUGAGCAUCCAAGUGCUAAGUGUUCCAAAUAUUGGUGGACUAAUAUACUUUACAUCAACAACUUCUACCAUUGGAAUGACGUAUGUCUCCUUUGGAGUUGGUACCUACCCAAUGAUAUGCAGUUCUUCAUAUUUGGUACUUUUCUCCUAAUAUUAUCGAGCACGCAUUACAAUAUUGCCACUGGCUUAGGCGUUUUUAGCAUGGUUUUCUCGAUAGUAUCAGUCGCUUACAAUGGAUACAUCAUUAAUUACCAGCCAUCGAUUGACGAAUUAUAUAACUCGUGGACAGACCUUUAUAUACGACCAUGGUGUAGAAUACCGCCAUACCUCAUAGGAAUGGUUACAUGUCAGCUUCUUACAAAAUACAAUUUCAAAUUACAUUUAUCAAAAAAAACCUUAAUCAUUGGAUGGAUCUUGGCAAUUCUAUGUAAUGGUACGAUUGUCUUCGGACUUGAUAACAAGAGCAUACCCUUAAGUCUAUCCAUUCUUUAUUUGUCCCUGAGCAGAACAUGCUGGACCUUGAGCAUUGCCUGGGUGGUAGUUGCAUGCACUACGAACCAUGCUGGUAUCGUGAAGAAAAUCUUAUCACUGGAUAUUUUCGUUAUUUUGAGUAAAUUUACGUAUGGUGCUUAUCUUUUAAACCCUAUUUUCAUACUUUCGGUUCUUUCUUCAAGUUAUUAUCCUUUCUACUUUGAUAAAGUCACCAUUGGUAUUCUGUUCAUUGCAAUCGUUGUUUGUAGCUUCAUUGCUUCUAUUUUGUUAUUUUUAACAGUCGAAAUGCCGUUUGUAUCACUUCUGAAAUUGCGUACUGGUGCACCAAAGAAAAGGAAAGAAGUUGGUGGUGAUAAAUUCCACUGAGUGUAUUAAAUUAUUAAAUUAUUAAACUAAUAGCAGGAAGUUAACCUUUCAUGUGUCAAAAUAU
Molecule: messenger RNA, 2395 nt
Organism: Bombus impatiens (common eastern bumble bee)
Lineage: Eukaryota; Metazoa; Arthropoda; Insecta; Hymenoptera; Apidae
Product: nose resistant to fluoxetine protein 6
Exons: 15
Coding region: 154-2331 (725 amino acids)
Molecular function (GO): acyltransferase activity, transferring groups other than amino-acyl groups
Source: RefSeq, a predicted model, not a curated record